AAGCGAAAUGACAUUUCCUCUUUAAAUAGCCGGAGCCCGGGCCCCACAGAGAAAUGGCCGCGUCGGCAGAUUUAAGUAAAUCUUCCCCAACACCGAAUGGGAUUCCGUCUUCAGACACAGCCAACGAUGCCAUGGACCCCUUCCAUGCUUGCAGUAUUCUUAAGCAACUCAAAACAAUGUACGAUGAGGGGCAGCUGACAGACAUUGUAGUGGAAGUGGAUCACGGGAAAACGUUUUCCUGUCAUAGAAACGUUCUUGCUGCAAUCAGCCCUUACUUCAGAUCCAUGUUCACUAGCGGCCUUACAGAAAGUACUCAAAAAGAAGUUCGAAUAGUCGGUGUUGAAGCUGAAUCAAUGGAUUUAGUGUUGAACUAUGCCUACACCUCCAGAGUUAUUCUGACAGAGGCCAAUGUUCAAGCCUUGUUCACUGCAGCUAGCAUCUUCCAGAUUCCUUCCAUCCAAGACCAAUGUGCUAAGUAUAUGAUCAGUCAUUUGGACCCACAAAAUUCUAUUGGGGUCUUUAUCUUUGCUGAUCAUUAUGGUCAUCAGGAACUUGGAGAUCGAUCAAAAGAAUACAUUCGUAAAAAGUUUCUGUGUGUCACCAAAGAACAAGAGUUUCUUCAGUUGACAAAAGACCAACUGAUAAGUAUACUAAACAGUGAUGAUUUAAAUGUAGACCGAGAAGAGCAUGUUUAUGAAAGCAUUAUAAGGUGGUUUGAACAUGAACAGAAUGAAAGAGAAGUGCACCUUCCAGAAAUUUUUGCCAAAUGCAUACGUUUUCCUUUGAUGGAAGAUACCUUUAUAGAGAAAAUUCCACCUCAGUUUGCACAGGCUAUAUCCAAAUGCUGUGUAGAAAAGGGACCAUCCAACACCAAUGGCUGUACACAGAGGCUUGGAAUGACUGCUUCUGAAAUGAUCAUAUGUUUUGAUGCUGCCCACAAACACUCAGGAAAGAAGCAAACAGUGCCUUGUCUAGAUAUAGUCACAGGAAGAGUGUUUAAACUAUGCAAACCACCAAAUGACUUGAGAGAAGUUGGGAUUCUCGUAUCACCAGAUAAUGACAUUUACAUUGCAGGAGGGUACAGGCCAAGCAGCAGUGAGGUCUCCAUCGACCAUAAGGCGGAAAAUGAUUUCUGGAUGUAUGAUCAUUCCACCAACAGAUGGCUACCCAAACCGUCCUUGCUGCGAGCCAGAAUAGGCUGUAAACUAGUGUAUUGCUGUGGUAAAAUGUAUGCAAUUGGAGGUCGUGUUUAUGAAGGUGAUGGAAGAAACUCACUAAAAUCUGUGGAGUGCUACGACAGUAGAGAGAAUUGUUGGACAACUGUUUGCGCAAUGCCAGUUGCAAUGGAAUUCCAUAAUGCUGUGGAGUACAAAGAGAAGAUCUAUGUUUUACAGGGAGAAUUUUUCCUCUUCUAUGAGCCUCAAAAAGACUACUGGGGUUUUUUAACCCCCAUGACUGUGCCUAGAAUCCAGGGCUUAGCAGCUGUAUACAAGGACUCUAUCUACUACAUAGCUGGAACCUGUGGAAAUCAUCAACGUAUGUUUACUGUAGAAGCCUAUGAUAUUGAGCUCAAUAAGUGGACUCGUAAAAAGGAUUUUCCAUGUGAUCAAUCCAUAAAUCCAUACCUUAAACUGGUACUUUUCCAGAACAAACUCCAUUUAUUUGUUCGAGCUACUCAAGUGACUGUUGAAGAACAUGUCUUCAGAACCAGCAGAAAAAAUUCCCUUUACCAAUAUGAUGACAUUGCUGACCAGUGGAUGAAAGUAUAUGAGACCCCAGAUCGGCUCUGGGACCUUGGCCGGCAUUUCGAAUGUGCUGUUGCCAAACUCUAUCCUCAGUGUCUUCAGAAAGUCCUUUAAUGAGUAGCACGCCUUAGUGCAUCACUGGCGUUUCAUACUUAGGAAACUUGUCUUAUGAUAGAAAGGAGUGCUGUCAGUAUUUAAGAAAGCUGAGAGAGUUUCGUACACAGAAAAGGGUGCUCUUAAAGAUUGGUGUAGGAAGGAAUUUGCUUUCAUCCUUGUGAUGUUUCAUUUCAGUAAGAAAAGGUAACAAAGUGCAAUUAUCAGCAAUUUUUUUUCUGGCAUAAAAGUAAUCAUAUUCUAGAUUUUUGUGAUAGUCACUGAGAUACCAGAAGAAUCAAGACAACUAUGCACUCAGAAGAGCAUUUAGAGUAUUAUUGAGUAGAGACAUUUAAACUAGUUUGACGUGACUUUUUAUUUUUAAUACGGGUAACAAUCUGAGGCAAUAUCACUAGGAUUUUACUUUAGCUGUGACCUCUCUAACACAGAGAAGCACUAACUUAGAUCCUCAUUCUUAAUAUUUAUAUAUAUAUAUUUUUUGUGUACUGUUUUCAAGUGUACUGAGAUUUAAAUGUGUUCUGUUAUUAGAGUAGAUUGAAGGAAAAACAAAUGAGUCUCAGAAAGAGCUUUUCGUCUGAUUGUUUCAUAUUUCCCACGUAACUUUAAGUUAAGCUAAAGUUUUUUUAAGUGGCAGUUUGGGUUGAUAACUUUUUCAAGUGCUAACACUGUCUCAUUUUUUUUAAAUCUGGAAGAGUGCUCAAAUUAACAGGUGGCUGGUGCUAGUCUAAGUUAAUUCAUGUGUAUAACUAGAUAGAUUUAAAUGGUCUGAGCCUAUGCCUGUCUUUCAAAUUGGUAUGUGAGUUUCAUGGCUGUAGUACUUUACCUGUUGAACUCUUGUGAUUUCACAAGAUUUUCUACUUAUGUGAUAGCAAGAUAUGGCCAGUUACUGGUCUAGCUGGACUCAAUCUUAGAAUAUUAAGAACAUUAUACUGAGUUUGCACUAACAUGGGCCAUUUGUUGCUCAACUUCUUUUUCCAUCUACCUAUCCAGUCAUUGUCGGUACAGCAGAAGGUAAUUUAAUUGUCUUCUGCACAGAUCCUAAUGUGAACUUUUACACCUACUUUUAAAAUUCUGUUUUCCAGAAAUAUACAACUUCUGCAGUGGUCUAGUUUAAUUGCUUUUAAGUUUCAUAUUACAAUUAAAACCUCAUUUUUUUUUUCAUUUUUGCACUUAACAGUGAUGGAUGCUUUUACAUUGAAAUCCUCGUUCUAGCUGAAGGGAGUUGAGAAGGAAAAGAGUGAGUGAAUAGAACCAUAGCUUUAUAGGUACGAAAUCAGUUUUCAUAUUUAACUGAUGAAUUUCUAACAAUCAGUUAGGAAUAUUAACGUGAAGGACAAACCAACUCAUUUGUAUAUCUCUAAAGCAGGUAUUUGGAUCAGUAAGUUAUUUUUUACUAAGCCUGGAAUAAUUGAUAAAGGAUUUAAGUAUAGCCCAGAGUCUGUCCUCAAUCAGAACAUUUUUAUUCACUUAAAAGAAGCAAACUGGCAUGGUUUGUAUUUUAAAAAUCUUGCACAAAUUGUAAUGUGAUACUGUGAAACAAAUUUAAAACAUUGCCUCUUUGCAUCACAUACCUCGUUUUUCAGAAGCUUUCCAAACUGCUUUACGUAGACCUCUAUAAGUAGGGAAUGUUUUGUGAAACAGAAGUUUAACAGCAUUUAUAGAAUUAACAUUUUAAUAUAUAGUCUUAGAAAGCUAGAUAUGUGAUUUCUUCUUAUUGGCCUUUAUAGUGUGUCUGUAAUCUCUGUAUAAACUUUGUCAAACAAUUAUUUUUCCCUCCCUAGUUUAUCAUGCUGUUUGGGGGUUAUUUCUGUGAGUUUUUAAGUCAUUAUUUACAGUUUUGCAUUGCGGAGGAGAGGAACAAAACAAAAAUAACCAGUUUUUGCAAGAGAUGUUCAUGUAAUUUAUUUUUGAAAGCUUUGUUUAAUAAGAUUUCCUGCCGCUUUUUGACAAUCUUCUGUAUUUAGAAAAAUGUAUUACUUGAAAACAUGACAUAGAACUUUGGGUUAGCAAUUUACAUGUGCUGUGUGAUAUGUAAUAGAACAACAUACUGUGGUUAAUUCUAUAGUAGAUUUAUUCUCUUGAUCUGCACAACAGUUGAUCUUUUGCUAUAACAAUUUAUAUUGAAGGUAUGAUCUAAGUUUAGUGUGUCAGAACCAAGGCUUAGGAUUUGUUAUGGGAGUAGAAUAUAUAUUGAAUUUUGUAUGAAGAACUAUUUGUUUAAAUUAUACAGCUGGGAUAUUUUACCACUUUUAAAAUGGAUUCAGAAGAGGUCCUAGAAGACUAAGAUUAGUGAUAUGUGUGGGUUUACGUUUAGAUAUUUAAGGUACAUUUUCUUAGUGUGAUGAAAAUAUAAGUAAAAGGCACAAUGGGUACUACAGAAUUAAAAUAUAGGUCUAACAUAUGCCAGUCCCACUUUAACUUUGUUUUUUUGAAGAAUGUAUCUUAGCACUUUCCUAUGUAUUUUUUACACAUUGAAAACUGGACUUGGUAUAACUAUGUUACAGGAAAGUAGAAAUUGUAUUAUUACCUUCCAUCUUUUUCUGUUAUCCUACAAAGUUGAUAAGCAUCAAGGUGAUUUCCUUGGUCAUGAGAAAAAGUGGAUGUGAUCUUCAAGGAACUAGAUUUCCUAUGUAAAGCAGUUUAAAAUGGCAUUCAAUGUUCAGUGCUCAGGUAUGUAGUAAGUACUGUAGUCCUGUGGGGGCAAAUGUGUAGAUAUUUUUAAACAUUUUGCCAUAAUUGCACAAUUUUUUGCAUUUUUACCUGAUGUCAUUGUUUCUUAAAAUAAAACCUUUUCUGAUUGAAAA
Lemur catta (Ring-tailed lemur) is the source of this 4663-nucleotide messenger RNA. It is a transcript of the gene KBTBD8, whose product is annotated as kelch repeat and BTB domain containing 8. NCBI's taxonomy places the organism in Eukaryota, Metazoa, Chordata, Mammalia, Primates, Lemuridae. Gene Ontology annotation, molecular function: protein binding. The record is from RefSeq and is a predicted model, not a curated record. The transcript has 4 exons. Bases 54 to 1859 code for a protein of 601 amino acids. Gene Ontology annotation, biological process: neural crest cell development.